AGGGAGAUUGUAACUGUGUCACUCACCAUUCCUGGGGUGCCUCACUUCCCAUAGGAGUGGCCAGGAGACGGGUAUAAAGAGGAUCUCUGGUCCCCAAGCUCAUCAUUCGAAUCCAUCGAGACUUCUCCAUCGUUCCAGCACAUCUGCUAAACAAGGCUUAAUUCACAGAAGCAACUGCCACACAGAAGCCAAAAGAUGAGCCAGCAAAGACAAAGCGGUGGCGGCUGUUGCUGCUGCGGCGGUUCAAGGGGCGGUGGCGGUGGCGGUGGCGGUGGCUGCUGCUCUGGAGGCGGUGGCGGUGGUGGAGGCCAAGGCUCAUCCUGCUGUGGAAGAGGCGGAGGAGGCGGUGGAAUGAUGCAAAUGCGUGGAGGAGGAGGCUGCUGCGGAGGAUCUGGCGGUGGAAGAUCUGGAGGCUGCUGUUGCUGCAGUGGUGGUGGUGGCGGCGGCGGCGGACAGUCCGGCGGAAUCAUCAUUAUACCAAGUGGAGGCAGCCAGUCUUCUGGGUGUUGUGGUGGAGGUGGAUAUGGAGGUGGAUAUGGAGGAGGCCAGCAAAGGAUGCCAAUGGUUAUUGGCGGAGGAUCUGGAGGGGUUUGCUGUGGAGCUAGUAGCGGCGGCGCAGUGUGCUGUGGAUCAUCCGGCGGCAGUGGCAGUGGCCAGUCUUCUGGAUGUUGCGUUGGAGGUGGAAUGGGUGGUGGAAUGGGUGGUGGAAUGGGUGGUGGAUAUGGAGGUGGCCAGCAAAAGAUGCCCAUAGUUAUUGGUGGAGGAUCUGGAGGGGUUUGCUGUGGAGCUAGCGGCGGCAGUGGUGGUGCAGUAUGUUGCAGCUCCUCUGGGGGCGGCAGUGGCGGUGGUGGGGUUUGUUGUAGCUCAUCCGGUGGUGGAAGCUCAGGUGGGGUUAAGGUAAUUGGAGGAGGAUCUGGUGGAGGAGGUGGAGGAGGAUCAGGUGGAGGAGGUGGAGGAGGAUCAGGUGGGAAAACCAUCAUCAUAGGUGGAGGAAGUGGUGGGGGAUCUGGUGGUGGAGUAUGUUGCAGCUCAUCUGGCGGCAGUGGCGGUGGUGGUGCGGUUUGUUGUAGCUCAUCCAGUGGUGGUGGAAGCUCAGGUGGGGUUAAGGUGAUUGGAGGAGGAUCUGGUGGAGGAGGAGGAGGAGGAGGAGGAGGAGGAUCAGGUGGCAAAACCAUUGUCGUAUCUGGCGGAAGCAGUGGUGGCGGUGGCGGUGGUGGUGGAGGAGCUGUCUGUUGCAGCAGCGGCAGUGGCGGAGCUGUUUGCUGCAGCAGCGGUGGAUCUGGUGGUGGAUCCUCGCAGACCAAAUGCCCCAUUGUUGUCCCACCAUGCAUGGGGCAAACAAAGCAGGUCUGCCCAAUGCCAAGCAUCAAGUAAAAUGCAACAUUUGCCAAGCAACCCAAGAAAAGCUAACUUUGCCAGUUCACACCAGUGUCCUGACAACAUCAUGUUAAGCACAAACCACUUCUGCAUGUUGCUUUGCCCUUUCAUUAUUCAAUGACAUUUUAUGUUUGUAUGUUCAAUGUGUGGCUCAUUCUUCAAUGUAAUUUAUGAAUGUGUGUGUGUUUGUGGCGGAUGGGAGUUUCCUCAUCCACCCACUGCUGCUGAUAUCCUUGUUUCAAUCUCCCUUAAUGCAAGGGAUUAAAUAAAGCUUACUUAGAAUCAA
Messenger RNA from Zootoca vivipara (common lizard), 1663 nucleotides. RefSeq lists its product as uncharacterized. NCBI's taxonomy places the organism in Eukaryota, Metazoa, Chordata, Lepidosauria, Squamata, Lacertidae. The record is from RefSeq and is a predicted model, not a curated record.